This is a messenger RNA of Cynara cardunculus var. scolymus (artichoke), 2394 nucleotides long. RefSeq names its product dammarenediol II synthase-like. The record is from RefSeq and is a predicted model, not a curated record. Lineage: Eukaryota; Viridiplantae; Streptophyta; Magnoliopsida; Asterales; Asteraceae. The transcript is spliced from 14 exons. Gene Ontology annotation, biological process: triterpenoid biosynthetic process. Gene Ontology annotation, cellular component: lipid droplet. Gene Ontology annotation, molecular function: beta-amyrin synthase activity. Bases 1 to 2394 code for a protein of 797 amino acids.
AUGUGGAAGUUGAAGAUAGCACAAGGCAAUGAUCCUUACUUGUUUAGUACCAACAAUUUUAUUGGUCGCCAAACUUGGGAGUUCGAUCCUCAUGCCGGAACUCCGGCAGAACGACAAGAAGUCGAGAAUGCUCGUCAGUAUUUCCUCGAUCGGCAAAAGCAAGGUUUCCAAGCAUCUAGUGAUUUGCUCAUGCAUAUACAGUUGAUGAAGGAGAACGGAAUUGAUGUACUGGGCGUGCCACCCGUGAGGCUGGGAGAGAACGAAGAUGUGAAAUAUGAAGCGGUGACGACCGCAGUCAGAAAAGCAGUCCGGUUGAGCCGAGCCAUCCAAGCAAAAGAUGGUCACUGGCCUGCGGAACAUACUGGUCCUUUGUUCUUUACUCCUCCCCUACUUAUUGUGUUGUACAUAAGUGGAGCCAUUGAUACACGUUUAACAAGAGAACACAAGAAAGAGAUUAAACGUUACAUUUACAAUCACCAAAGGGAAGAUGGAGGAUGGGGAUUUCAUAUCGAGGGACAUAGCACCAUGAUGGGAACUGCAUUAAACUACAUAGCCUUACGGAUAUUAGGAGAAGGGCCAGAUGAUGCAGUCGUAAGCCGAGGCAGGAAGUGGAUACUUGACCAUGGGGGCGUGGUCGUCAUCCCGGCAUGGGGAAAAAUUCAUCUCAGUGUCCUUGGAGUGUAUGAAUGGGAAGGGUGCAACCCAAUCCCACCAGAAUUUUGGCUUUUCCCUAAAGCUUUUCCUUUUCAUCCAGCGAAAAUGUGGUGCUAUUGUCGAACGACCUAUAUGCCCAUCUCCUACCUGUAUGGGAAAAAAUUCCACGGCCCCAUCACUGAUCUUGUUCUUCAACUGAGGCAAGAGAUUUAUCGGACCCCAUAUGACGAGAUCAAUUGGAACAAACAUCGCCAUAACUGUUGCAAGGAGGAUCUUUUUUACCCUCAUUCAACCCUCCAAGAUCUAUUGUGGGAUGGCAUUCACUACUUCAGUGAGCCAUUCUUCAAGUAUUGGCCUUUCACCAAACUAAGAGAAAAAGCCCUCGAAAGAGCCAUUAAGCUGAUUCGUUACAGCGCGGAAGAAAGCAGAUACAUUACCAUGGCAUGUGUAGAAAAGAGCUUCCAAAUGAUGGUUUGGUGGGCAGAGAACCCUAAUGGAGAUGAGUUCAAGCAUCAUCUUGCUAGAGUGCCUGAUUUCUUGUGGUUAGCAGAAGAUGGAAUGAAGAUGCAAACAUUUGGUAGUCAACUAUGGAACUGCACACUUGUAACUCAAGCAAUAAUCGCGACUAAUAUGGUCGAAGAAUAUGGGGAUUCCCUUAAAAGAGCCCACUUCUAUAUCAAAGAAUCUCAGAUCAAGAACGAUCCGGCUGGAGAUUUCAGAAAAAUGUGUCGGCAGAUUAGGAAAGGGGCAUGGACGUUCACCGACCAAGAUCAUGGUUGGCCUGUGUCGGAUUGCACAGGCGAAGCACUCAAAUGUCUUCUGUUACUAUCCCAAAUGCCAGAUGAAAUUUCAGGAGAAAAAGUUGAUAACCAACGAUUAUACGAUACUGUUAAUUUCCUCCUUUAUGUUCAGUCUCCUACCAGUGGAGGGUUUGCUGUUUGGGAACCACCAGUCCCUCAGCCUUAUUUACAGAUGCUGAAUCCUUCAGAACUAUUUGCCGACAUCGUUGUUGAGAGAGAGCAUGUUGAGUGCACAACAUCAGUCAUGCAAGCUCUCAUUGCCUUCAAACGCUUGCACCCCGGACAUAGGGACAAAGAGAUAGAAAUUUCUAUAGCAAAAGCAGUGAGUUAUCUAGAGGGUACUCAAUGGCAAGACGGUUCCUGGUAUGGCUAUUGGGGGAUAUGUUUCAUAUACGGCACAUUCUUUUCGCUAAGAGGCUUAGAUUCUGCUGGAAAAACAUAUAACAACAGCGAAUCAGUUCGUAAAGGAGUCAAGUUCUUACUUUCGACACAAAAUGAAGAGGGCGGAUGGGGAGAAAGCUACAAGUCUUGCACUAUGGAAGUAUAUACACCGUUGGAUGGUAAUCGGACUAACAUAGUUCAAACAUCAUGGGCUAUGCUCGGUCUUAUGUCGGCUGGACAGGCUGAAAGAGAUCCAACGCCCUUACAUAAAGCAGCUAAGCUCUUGAUUAAUUCACAGAUGGAUGACGGAGACUUCCCUCAGCAGGAGUUUACUGGAGCCUCCAUGAGGAAUUGCAUGCUACACUAUCCACUGUACAGGAAUACCUUCCCAUUAAUGGCACUUGCCGAAUAUCGAAAGAGAAUCCCAAUUCCCGCCAAAGGCAAUAUCACACGAUCUAAGCAUGUUUUCGAGGGUUUGAAUGGUCCGCUCGCUCUGACCAUUGAUUUGAGGAUGGUAAGUUGUACUCAACUUCAUCCUCGUACCCAAUUCCUUCUGUAA